This is a messenger RNA of Labrus mixtus (cuckoo wrasse), 2212 nucleotides long. It is a transcript of the gene akap10, whose product is annotated as A kinase (PRKA) anchor protein 10. The transcript has 15 exons. Bases 176 to 2035 code for a protein of 619 amino acids. Gene Ontology annotation, biological process: intracellular protein localization. Gene Ontology annotation, cellular component: plasma membrane. The record is from RefSeq and is a predicted model, not a curated record. NCBI's taxonomy places the organism in Eukaryota, Metazoa, Chordata, Actinopteri, Labriformes, Labridae. Gene Ontology annotation, molecular function: protein kinase A binding.
GGAACUGGGCUUGGAUUUGUAGAAAAAUGUAAUUUGACAGCGCAUACCGGGGCUGCGAUAAUAACCCGUUUCCACUUCAGGAGUGUACGGAACAGAUGCAUUUGAAUGAAGGGAGCCGCGGACCCACGGGACGGUGUCAGUGAGCUGAGGAAACGUCCAGAGUGUGAAACCCGUCAUGUCGUUUUUCAAGAGGAAAGCCAAAAGCAAAGAACCCGAGAGAGGGACCGAUGCUAAAGUCAACAGAGCGCCGGCCAGUCCUAACUCUCCCUCACUCGGCCUGAGGAACCACCAUGCAAUUCAGGAAGCAGCCGGGCCCAGCCAUGUGGCCAUCAACGCCAUCUCUGCCAACAUGGACUCCUUCGCCCGCGGCCGCACCGCCAUCCUCAAGAAGCAGCCGAGCCACAUGGAGGCUGCACACUUUGGAGAUCUCGGUCAUUCCAGUGUGAACUAUCAGCCCCAGGAGUCCCGCUCUCGGCUGUCAAAGACAGUGGACCAUGUCCUUCGGGACAACGUGGCCAUACCCCACUACCUACAUUUCAGUGAACGACGGGGCGCCGACCACCUGGUCCGGUUCUGGUUGGAGGCGGAGAGAUUCCGCUCCGUCAGCUGGUCUCGGGUCCGAGCGCACAGCCUGAACUCUGUCAAACAAAGCACGCUGGCUGAGCCUGUCCCGGCCUCCCCGGACAGCUCGGAGCUCCCAGGACUAAAAGAAACCACGUCUCACACCCUGUCCGGGGACAGCGGCAGUGAACGGCCCUCAUUACAAUCAGAGCAGCAGGACUCCUCCAGCAGAGACGCAGACCUGAGACCUGGCACCCCAAGAGCAGAAACCCCAAAAAGACAGGCCCCCUCCAGGACGGGGACGCCCUACAAGGUGCAGGCGAACAGCACCCUGAAAGAACUCUCUGACAAACUCAUGAAGAGUAUAGAGACAGACGCUGUCACCAUCUUCACCAGGUACAUCUCUCCAGACGCUGUAAGGCCGAUCCCCAUCACAGAGCAGAUCAGAAACGACAUUGUUGCUAAGAUCUGUGGAGAAGACGGCAUGGUGGACCCAAACUGCUUUGUUAUAGCACAGUCGGUGGUCUGCGGCAUCUUGGAACAACAGCACUUUACUGAAUUCCUGCGGAGCCAUCAUUUCUGUAAAUACCAGAUUGAAGUGUUGACGAGUGGCUCUGUGUUCCUGGCUGACAUCUUGUUCUGUGAGUCAGCUCUCUUCUAUUUCUCUGAGUACAUGGAGAAGGAGGAGGCCAUGAAUGUUCUGCAGUUCUGGCUGGCUGCAGACAACUUCCAGAACCAGCUAGCGGCGAAAAAAGGCCAGUAUGACGGUCAGGAGGCUCAAAAUGAUGCUAUGAUCCUCUAUGACAAGUAUUUUUCACUCCAGGCCACAAACCCUCUGGGCUUUGGCGACUCUGUACGGAUGGAGAUAGAGUCGAAUAUCUGCAGAGAGGGAGGGCCGCUGCCUGACUGUUUCACCACUCCACUUAGACAGGCCUGGACCACCAUGGAGAAGGUCUACAUGCCCGGCUUCCUGUCUAGCAACCUUUACUACAAAUACCUGAGUGACCUCAUCAACUCUGUGCGGGCGGACGAGUUUGUGAAUGUCAACACUCAGGGUCAGGGCGGGCAGGCGGACAAUGACCGAUCAAGUUCAAAUGCCAGCGAGGUCUCUCAGACUCAGCUAGGGGCCAAAAAGGCAGCGAUCAAGAUCCUGAAAAACUUCGACGAGGCAAUCACAGUGGACGUCGCCAGCUUGGACCCCGAGUCCUUGUACCAGCGGCCGUACGCUGGGAUGACUUUCGGGAAGGUGAAUGAGAUGGGUCAGUUCAUCAGGGAAGCGGAGCCGGAGCCAGACGUCAAGAAAUCCAAAGGUUCCAUGUUUUCUCUCGCCAUGAAGAAAUGGGUCCAAGGAAACUCAGACGAGGCUCAGGAGGAGAUGGCGUGGCAGAUUGCAAAGAUGAUCGUCAACGACGUCGUCCAGCAGUCCAACCACGACAGCCCCGCCAAGUCCACCAAGGUACCAGAGCCUCACUGAACCAAAGGAUCGUCACUCCAUGCAGCCGCUGGCCGAGCCAGUGACAAACUGUUCACAGGGUUCACCCUACAAUGAACUGCAGAAUGAACAAGGCUUUUUAUCACCAUCCCAACCCCCCCCCCCCGUGUGUGUGUGUGUGUGUGUGUGUGUGUGUGUGUGUGUGUGUGUGUGUGUGUG